AAAGAAGCGGAGGGGGCCACGCUGCUGGGAGAAGGAGAGCCGAGCGAGGCGGCACUAGGCGACGACCCGUCCCCAGCCGCAGGCCUGUCGCCGGGUUCCUCCCCCCCGAGCUGGUGGUGGUGGCGGCGACUGCAGCGGCGGCUCCUCUCCUCUUGGCCCUCGGCGCCGCCGCUGGGGACCCAGAGCUGCCCCUGCGCGCCAGCCCGCUCCAUCGCGCACUGUUGUCAUGGAGGAGCCAAAAUGGCGGCCUUGGCCUACACCCUGGGCAAGCGGGAGAUCAACCACUAUUUCAGCGUGAGGAGCGCCAAGGCGCUAGCGGUCGGCGCCGUCCUCCUGCUUGCUGCCUGCCACGCCGCUUCCCGCCGGUACCAAGGAGAUGAUUCUUGUGAGUACCUUCUUUCCAGUGGGAGAUUUCUUGGGGAGAAGCUAUGGCAGCCUCACAGCUGUAUGAUGCAUAAAUAUAAAUCUGGUGAAGCAAAAGACUGCCUUGCAGACAAACACAUAACGUUUAUAGGUGACUCUAGAAUUCGUCAGCUGUUUUACUCCUUUGUAAAACUCAUAAAUCCCCAAAUUAAGGAGGAGGGAAACAAGCAUGGAAACAUUCCUUUUGAAGAUAAAUCUUCAUCCCUCAAAGUGGAUUUUCUAUGGUAUCCGGAAGUCAAUGGCUCCAUGAAGCAACGGAUCAAGUCAUGGACUGAGGGGUCCUCUCCAAAGCCUCACAUAAUCAUAGCAGGAGCUGCUACGUGGUCCAUCAAAAUUCAUAAUGGAAGCAAUGAAGCCCUCACGCAGUAUAAAAUCAAUAUCACAUCGAUUGCGCCUCUUCUGGAGAAACUGGCAAAAAGCAGUGAUGUCUACUGGGUCUUACAAGAUCCAGUCUAUGAAGAUAUGUUGAGUGAAAGCAGGAAAAUGAUCACUAAUGAGAAAAUAGAUGCCUACAAUGAAGCAGCAGUCAGCAUUCUAAACAGCAGUUCAAAAAAUUCGAAGGCCAGAGUGAAAGUAUUCAGUGCGUCUAGGCUGAUAGCAGAAGAAACCAUAAUGCAGUCCUUAGAUGGUUUACAUCUUCCUGAAUCAAGCAGGGAAAUGAGUGCAAUGAUUCUCAUGAACGUGUACUGCAACAAGGUUAUGAAGCCCAUUGAUGGUUCCUGUUGCCAGCCUCGACCUCCCAUCACUUUGAUACAGAAGCUGGCUUUUUGCUUUUUCGGUGCAUCUGCAGUUGGAUAUUUGAUUUUGGUCCUUAUUCGUCGUAAUGAUCAUCGGAAGAAUAAGCCAUGCACUGAUAUGGAAAGUGGAGAAGAGAAGAAACCUACAACGAAUACUUCAGCCGUUUCUACACUAGAGACACUUUUGCUGUGCUUGUGCAAGCUUGGCUUGAUUAUGGCCUACUUCUACCUGUGCGACAGAGCAAAUCUGUUCAUGAAAGAAAACAAGUUCUACACUCACUCAUCCUUCUUCAUACCAAUCAUUUACAUACUGGUGUUAGGGGUGUUUUAUACUGAAAACACUAAAGAGACUAAAGUGUUAAAUAGGGAACAGACAGAUGAAUGGAAAGGCUGGAUGCAGCUUGUAAUUUUGAUCUAUCAUAUCUCUGGAGCAAGCACUUUUUUGCCUGUUUACAUGCACAUCCGGGUAUUGGUUGCUGCAUAUCUGUUCCAAACAGGCUAUGGACAUUUUUCAUACUUCUGGAUUAAAGGAGAUUUUGGCAUUUACAGAGUGUUUCAGGUCUUAUUUCGGCUGAACUUCCUAGUUGUGGUACUGUGCAUAGUGAUGGAUCGGUCUUACCAAUUCUAUUAUUUUGUUCCUCUGGUCACUGUCUGGUUUAUGAUUAUAUAUGUUACAUUAGCUCUGUGGCCUCAGAUAGUCCAGAAGAAAGCCAAUGGAAAUUGCUUCUGGCAUUUUGGUUUGCUGCUGAAACUCACUUCCCUGUUCAUUUGUAUAUAUUUUCUGUCGUGUUCUCAGGGUGCAUUUGAGAAAAUUUUUUCUCUUUGGCCAUUGUCCAAAGGUUUUGAACUAAAUGGGAGUGUCUACGAAUGGUGGUUUAGGUGGAAACUAGAUCGAUAUGUCGUUUUUCAUGGGAUGUUGUUUGCUUUUAUUUAUCUAACGUUUCAGAAACGGCAGGUCCUAUCAGAAGGAAAGGGAGAGCUGCUCUUUCCCAGCAAAGUUUCAAACCUGUUGUUAUUUAUUUCAGUAGUUUCUUUUUUGACGUACUCUAUCUGGGCAAGCAGCUGUAAAAACAAAACUGAGUGCAAUGAAAUGCAUCCAUCUGUUUCAGUUGUGCAGAUAUUAGCUUUUAUCCUUAUAAGGAAUAUACCUGGCUAUGCUCGUUCUGUGUACAGUUCAUUUUUUGCCUGGUUUGGCAAAAUUUCUCUUGAGCUCUUCAUCUGCCAAUACCACAUUUGGUUAGCAGCAGAUACCAAGGGGAUCUUGGUCCUUGUGCCAGGAAACCCCAUGCUCAACAUUAUUAUCAGCACUUUUAUAUUUGUUUGUGCAGCACAUGAAAUUUCCCAAAUCACAAAUGAUCUUGCACAGAUCGUAGUUCCAAAAGAUAAUGUGGUUCUGCUGAAAAGAUUGCUAUGCGUAGGUGGAUUUUUUUCAGGACUUCUCUUUUUAUCAGCAGUUGAAGAACAAUCAAGGCAUUAAGUUCUGUGAAAUUCUUAAAGCUUAACUUCCGGCUUACUUUGUGUCUGCCUAAGCCAAAAGAAAAAUUAGCUGGAAUUAAACAGCACAAAAAAAAAGAGUCAAAAUGAAGUCUACUGAACUUGUAUGAAGUGGAAAUGUCACCAUUUUGUCUGGUCAUCUCCACUGACUAAGGAACACGGACAAUCAGGAAGGCACUGUGUACAGCUGCAUGUAAAAAAAUACACCUUUUCUACUGGAGCAUUAUUUCUGUUUACAGCGGUGUAAAGAUGGAGGAAGGCUUGGUUAACCAAGCCAUUUGGUGACUAUUGCAUCCAUUUUACUUUGAGGCAUUAUCGAGUUGUUAAAUAAUUAGUAGCAUAGUGCAGUUAAUGUAUUUGUAUGUUUCAAGAAUCUGCUUUUGCUGCAAGGAGUUAAGCAACCUGACCCUGCAACCAUAACAGUGCCAUCCUAAACUGAAUUCCUCGCCUUAGUCCAUUGCAGCCAAAGGGCUUGAGAGGGUGUCACAUAAAUUCCAGUCAUUGCAUAGAUUAUUUAAAGAGGGCAGAAUGCUUAAACGCUGCAACCUGUCCUUAAGAAUUCAGCAUUUUGAUCCAUGAUCUGGUUUUUCUUACAAUAAUAGGGGAUGUUCUGAAUUAAGAAAAUUAAUAAUGACAAUUAUUUUGAGCAUAGCUACUAUAUACCAAGGAAACUCUUUUAACGCUGCAGGGUGUGUGUGCUGCUGACAUUAAUACAAUCUUAAUAUUCAUGUUUACAAAUUAUAUUAUCAGCAUUUCAGUGAUGGUAGUUUUCAGUAAUUUUGCUGUUUCAUUUGGAAUGCCUGAGCAGUCUUAUUCUGAUAUUUCUAAAAUUGUUUUCUUUCUCAUCCAUGUUUUCUUCUGUAAUCAAUUCUAAGCAUCUUAAAUACUGAUGUCAGAAGUUCAGUGAAAAUGAAAUGUCCCCUGCUGUUUUCAUAUCUUUUUUUUAUUAUUCUGCUGUAGUAUAUUCACUUGUAUAGAAAAAAUUAGUAUUGUUCAACUCCCCUCCUCUUUGACCACUGAGAUUUAGGAACUGUAAGUGUAUCUAUUAUACGCUCUUCAGUGAAGAGUUCGAGCAUCUACCUAUGACUAUCAUGCAGCUUGUAUAAACACUGGGUUGGCUCUGAAGAUCCAUUAGUGGUGGUCACAGAUCUUUCCCUGCUUUCUUUUCCUACCAGCAGUUCCUUCUGACCCUGGGAAACGUUGAUUCCCAGGGUUGCAGGACCCACAUGGAAUAAUAGCCACAUGGGUCACUGUGGUGCAGGGAGGACGGGGAAGGGAGUGAAACUCUACCUCUUCCAUCAGUGAGACAAGGAAACAAUUUUGUCCCCUUUUACCUCCUACUCCAUGCAAGUUCUGAGACCCUGUGAAUCAACUGUCCUUGAGUCAGAAAGGACUGUUGAGAGAAGGGGGAAAGCAUGGAAGACCUGUGAUCUUUGUGUGCAAACACAUUGCUAGAUGUAAUCCACUGUAAUUGUAAUCUAUUAUUUUCAUUUUGGAAGGUGUAUUUAUCUCAAUCCAAGUUCUUUCAAUGUUAUGAAGAGCAACCCAGAUUCAACUGCUUGAAAGGAGGGGAAAAUAACCAUAUCUAAAAUAUACAAUCUGAAUAUGCUUCACUCAUCAAUGCUUUAAAAGGGCUGUAAAAAUCCCCCAUGUGUGUAAAAAAACCCACCAACCUUAAAAAUGAGAAACGGAUUGGUUCUCUGCUCUGAAUAGAUGCAUUAAACAGCUGCAGGUAAUGGGUGGUAGAGGAAAGUUGUUUGUGCUAGAUCAAAGUACUCUAGAAUUAUCUGUCUCUUCUUUCUCCUUACCAUUUUAUAUGAAAAAUAACAGUUCAGAUUGAAAGAGGCAACUGCAAUUUAAAUUCUGCAGAUUAAAUUCAAUACUGAUCCCUUGACUUGCUGAAAUAAUUCCAGACUUUUUUGUUUUGGAGCAAGAGGACACAUAUACAAAUAAUAAUAAUUGUACAUAGCAUCCUCUGAUGUUUUUGGAUAAAUCAUACAUGGGUUAUAAUCCAAAGUUUUCUUUUCAGAAGCUUCUGUUUUAGCACUGUAAGGAAACUAGAUGAGACUCUAGGAGAUCCAUGACUUAUCUUCCUGGACAUAUUUUAAGGCUAAAUUACAGUUGUGUGCAGCUCCAGUUCAUAUUGGGGCCCUAUUGUGUGUGUGUGUGUGUAUGUCUCCAGAGGGCUGGGGGAUAAUCCAUUUACCAUGCACAGUUUUACUUACCCAAACUUCCUUCC
Messenger RNA from Gekko japonicus, 4893 nucleotides. RefSeq names its product CAS1 domain containing 1 (gene CASD1). Gene Ontology annotation, molecular function: N-acetylneuraminate 9-O-acetyltransferase activity. The transcript is spliced from 18 exons. The coding region runs from base 241 to 2637 and encodes 798 amino acids. Lineage: Eukaryota; Metazoa; Chordata; Lepidosauria; Squamata; Gekkonidae. The record is from RefSeq and is a predicted model, not a curated record. Gene Ontology annotation, cellular component: Golgi membrane.